Messenger RNA from Didymosphaeria variabile, 828 nucleotides. RefSeq lists its product as uncharacterized. Lineage: Eukaryota; Fungi; Ascomycota; Dothideomycetes; Pleosporales; Didymosphaeriaceae. The transcript has 2 exons. Bases 1 to 828 code for a protein of 275 amino acids. The record is from RefSeq and is a predicted model, not a curated record.
AUGACGUCCUUCAUCCAGAACAUGCUGUGGAACAGCGUGUCGGGCUUCAUAGAGGAAGGGAAGCGCACCGUAGGCGGCUACGCAGGCGAUGCGCUGAUAAAAGCGGGUGAUAUGGUCGAAGGCGGUGGACGCAGCGUGGGAACUGGCAUCGAGAAGAAAGCCACCGGCCUCGGCACCUCCAUCGGCGGGCAGACUAAAGGGCCGUCCGCCAAAGCACUACCAUCUUCUGCGCGCCGUCCCGCAGCGCACCGCUCGAACUCUCUGCCUGCGAGCACGAAGCCAGGAGGAUCUGGAGUCCCGCUGGGCGCGAAGAAGACCCCUAACACCGGCGCAGCGAAGAAGCAGGUCAGCAACAGCACCAAGAACGCCGUCAGCGGCAUCACGAAGACCGGAAGCGGUGUAACAGGCGGCGUACAGCGGGGCGUUAACGGCCUCUCCAAGCCCGUCGGCGGCGUCGUAGGCAACGUCUCAGGCGGAGUCAAGAACGCAGUCGGCCCCUACGGCAAGACCGCCUCCAAUACAGCAAACUCCUCCGUCAAGCGCAACAAACCCCUUCCCAAACCGUAUGGGCAGAGUGGACCCGAUCUGCCUAAGCCGUACGGCAACAAUAAUGCUUUCAUGAACUCAACUUCGGAGAAGAAAACGGCUGUGAGGCCGGGACAGAGCAAGCCGUUUACGGCACCGAAGGAGGAUAACGCGAAGAAGCCGUAUCCGGGGACGAAUACGCUGCCUGGGCAGGGGAAUAAGACGCCGGUUAGGAAGUAUAAGCCUGCGCAGCGGUACGAGCCGCCUACUAAGGCGGGGGAGGCUACGCACUUGUCUUUUUGA